GUGCUGGUAAGUGAGGAAUAGGCACGUGACACAACAAGGAACUGAGCGGUGUGUCUUUGGGUGUCAGGGUUUUUUUGGAGACUUUUGUGUUUAACUUUAGAGGUAAAGUCAAACUUUUGUUAUGACUGUAACUGCGUUGUUGAGGUGACAGUCUCCACUUCGCACAGGUUUGGGAUUUGAGCCGAAAUGGCGGUGAACUGGGCCGAGAGGGUCUCCGUUUUCUCCAGCAGCCCUUCUCGCGUUCUUUCCGGGACAACAGCUGAGGCGCUCCUGGCUGAGCUGCUGCGGGAACUCCGAGAUGACAGAGCCAGUUACAGUGUCAAGGUACAACAAUAACAACAACAGAAAAACCUUAUGACACAAGUAAACGAAGCUCCUCUUCCUUUCACCUUGUCGUACUUCAUUAACAUUAAAUAUUUCUGCUCUUUGCUGGACCUCGACUUCACCACUCAGACUUUCACCCUGAUAUAUAUAUUUGUCUGUUUUGUUCUGUCUCUGGAAAGGUCAUCGUCACGUUAUAGAGCUGAAUGAAUUAAGUAGGGGAGAGUGGGGUAAGUUGAGCCACCCCCUGUUGCUUGAAAAUGGUAGAAGUUAUUUAGGAGAUGGGCAUCAAUUCAUGGAGUCUGUUAAGGUUAGAAGCACAUAGGUGAAGGGGUUAGACAUUUAUUUACAAAAAGAAAACAUUUUUCACUCUUGAAAGUUAAUUUAUUCUGUCACAAGUUUUAUUAGAAAUGUAUUGAGACCAAAAAAGGUCACUUUAAAUUCGUUUUAUACAUCAAUUGUGGUAUCUAUGAGCUCCAACAUGAGGUCAAAAACCUAGCAUAAAAGUCCACCAUUUUAGCUUAGAGGACUAAUAAAGUCAUAAUAGUAGUUCAGGGGUAAGUUGAGCUGUGAAUGUUCUGAAUCACUUAGAGGCAUUCUCAUGUUACAAUGGCUUUUUAGCAGUUAUAUGCAAUAACAAUAAUAAAAGGAAUUAUUAUACCAGUUUGAAUAGUGUAUAAUAGAUAAAAAUACACAUGAAUGUGAAGAAGUGACUGUUAUUGAGGGAGAGAGAGUGGAGGGGGGGGUUGUAGGGAUGUGGCUCAACUUACCCCAUACACAGGGUAAGUUGACCAUAGGGGACCACUUUUUUUGGCAUGCUAUAUUAUCAAGACAAUUAUGUUUACACUCAUUCUGUUGGUUUGCAGGGAUGCACAACAUCUUGAAAUAUCUGCAGAUACACUAGUUAGAGACAAAACUAUGAUUGCCUUCCUGGAUUGAUCCGAAAUAUGAAAAAUGGCUCAUCUUACUCUACUCUCCCCAAUGCUAGUAUGUUUAUUAGACACAGUGUUUUUUGUAAUAAUGUGUUCUUAGGUAUUAAUAACUGUAGUGGAGAUUUGUGAUCUCAAGCGGCUCUUUUCUCAUCUCUUCCCAACUACUUCAGGUUCUCCUGCUGUCCCCUAUAUGUGAGUACCCAACUCUGCUGUGUCCAUCAGAGUCAGCGGGUGAGGAGACAGCCUUGGAGCUCAUGUCAGUCUUCACACAGUGUCCUCCCAAGCAUGUCCAGUUUCGUUGCCACCUCCUCCUGGCUCUGACCUCUGUGCUCGUCUGCACCUCCUGCGUUAGCAAUCAAUCCCGUGCCUCCCAAGAUUACCUGGACCUGCUGCUCCAGGUAGCCCAGGACACUAGUGACCUCCAAGGUGACUGUGCUCUUCGCUUACUACGGGCUACUGCAUGUGAUUGUCUGCGAGAGCUGGAGGCCUGCUCUCCAGGACUUCUCUCCCAGCACCUGGAGCUGUUAGCAGGACUCCGGCUGCGAGAAGGCUCCCGACUCCACCAAGCCUACGCAGGACUCCACACUCUGGUGUUAAGAAAUGCUGUGUAUCAGCUCACCCAGGAGGCUGGGGCUGGGGCUGAGCACCUGAAGGCCCUGCUCGGAGGAAAUACAACAGUUGCAUGGGAAGCUGGCCAGAACUCAGGCUUAAUAAAAAACAAAGACUCCAUGCAUCUGUCUUCUCUCAUUCUGGGACCCAUGCAUACAACUCCUACCCUCCAGACUGGGCCGGAUUGUAAAGAACUACGUUCAGUCCUGUCCUCUCUCCUGGAGGAAUCCUACCUCCUCACUCCUCUGUGUCAGGCCUCACUGCUUUAUAGACUGACGGAGGUGGUUGCUAUGGUGCCAGGGGUUCCUCCGUCUGUGUUCAGAGCUCAGCUUCUGCGACUUCUCGGCACCAGUGAGGUUUGUAUGGAGCAGAGAUAGAAAAGGGUGUCUGUUUUGUUCAUGUACUUGUUGCUUUUCAUGUGCAGAAAUUGUGUUAGAGACUAUAGGUUCACACCAGUUAUCUUUAGAAUUUCAGUCCAACGUCAAUCAACAGCAUAAAAUGGUUUGAAGCUAUUUCUACCACUGUUACGAAUAAUACAACUGUGGCUUCCUCUUUUGACCAUGACUCUCAGUCAUAGCUACAAGUUCAAAAAGAAGCUAUUUCCUGAAGGUAUGAUAGACUUUUUGGUAUUUUUCCUGCAAAGCCUUAACCGCGAGGAAAGAUUAGAUCUACUUUAUUGUCCCACAAGUGGGAAAUAUGUCUCAGGCUCUUCACACAUGUUGCAGCCUUAAAAAAAAUGACUUACAAUUUACAGCAUAUAAUGUGAUUCAAUACAGUUAACAUAGGAAUGACCCUGAUGAUGUAUGAAACCCAGAGUAGCAGAGCAUAUAGUUAUACAUCUUUAAAAACAUGACCAUCUCCGUGUACAAAUGAAUAAAUAUCAGGGCUAGACAGCAGCUCUAAAAGAUAAAUAAAUAUACACGAGAGCUACUGAUAGCAGUGCAUAGAACGCAAGACAAUAGUGGCAAAACAUCUUUAGCAUUUUGUGAUGCUCCAAAAAAUUGAAAGAAGACCAUCUGCUAUUUGAAUAUCAUUCAUUUAUUUCAAAAAGUUAAAAAAAUGUGUUUUUUUGUGUUCAUAUCACAUAAAAUGAAAUGUUUCAAGCCAUUUUGAAAAUCGAUGAUUGUUGCUUAUAGUGAAUGAAAAUAAGAAAUCAAGCAUUUAAAAUUUUUUUGUAUAUUUUCUAAGAUUGAAAACAAAAGUGUCCAAGAAGUAUGUUUAUUUAUUCUAAAUACUUGGCUGAGGCUUCUUCACAGUGAAUCACUGUAUUUAAAGGAGCCAAUAUGAAAAAGGAACUGAAAUUGAGACUGCUCUCGAUGUAAAAAGGCUGUAUCAGCAGCUUAGUCUGACACUUAUCCAAAAGUUCUUCUCUGGAGCUUUAAGUCAUCAGGUUUUGUUUGAGCUAUAUAAGAGGGGGUGGGAGGGGGGUAAAGUUAAAACAUACUCCAGCUAAGAUAGUCGGUAUUUUGUCGUGUGUGUGUGCAUGCAUGUGUGUGUGGGCAGUCUGAUUUCAUGUUGUUCAUAAAGGAGAAACUCCCAGCAUCAUUUUAAUGCAACCUGGAUACUGCACAGUACAAGCCACUGAAUACUUUUAUGAAAUUCACUGGCAGAGACAUCCAUUUCCUCUUCAAGGGAUAUUCAGGUGUAAAAUAAAGGUAUGGCUAAAUACAUCCUUACACUGAGUUAGACACUCCGUCAAGAGAUGAAUGUUGCAGACUACUUGCUACUCUUGUUAUACCAACUUUAGUAACAACCGCACAAUAGCAAUACACAACGGACUAUUUCUUUGGAGAAAUAAUCAUCAGAAUAAUCAUUUUGCACUGCAGACGCGGUAGUUCUUCUGCCUUAAUGUCCUGUUCCGGUUGCAUUUCAUUGAAGUAACGAUCAUAAAUGUUCUUUCUUGAGCUGCGAAACCCCGCUGCACUCAGUGGUCGACUUGUCAGGGCUCCCCCACAAACAAGUGGCUGCUGGAGGAGAGUGGGUGAGUUGUGUUUAGUCUCUUUGACAAAGAAACCAGGCAAAGCUCAAAAGAUGUUUGAUGGCUAGCACUAUGGCUGGGACCCUAUAUGGACUGGUGAUGAAGUUAGGUGCUGUUCUGAGAAUUAUUUGUGGCUAUAGAGUGGCUUUUUGGUUGUGGUUUGCUAUCGUGCGGUCAUUGCUGAAGUUGGUAUAACUGGAGAAGUAAGCAUUCGGCAACAUUCAUCUCUCGAGGGGGUGUCUAAUUCAGUCUUAAAGUCUGUUUGACCAUAACUUAAUUUUAUGCUGGAAUAUCCCUUUAAGAAAAGUGAUCAUAUUUCAUAGAUUUCACGUAUCAGUUCAGUUGAACCACGACUAAAGCUUUGCUCGCCUCCCUCCAGGUCAGCCUCCUCCACGCCACUCUGCUGAUGAAGUGCGCGUUCACUGACAGCCUGUUCAGCGCAGAAGACGAAGCUUUCAUCCUCAAGCGUCUGGUUGUCCUCUCCCAGCACCCUUUGCUGAUCACAUCAGAGAAGCUUUUCUACAUGGACUGUAUCCUGCAUUUUCCUGAGAACCGGCCAAUCAGCUGCAGCGAUGGUGAUGAGUCCCUCCCUGUUCUACUGACUCCCCGGCUCGCCUCGGCUCUUCUGCCCACUGUGUUUAACGACAGUGCCACCAUGCUGGCCCGCCUCAACCUGCUGUCUUUAGUCUACCUUGAAGAAGGAGAAGAAGGAGAGGGGGAGGAGAGCGGAGGGCUGGCCUACCUCUACGAACAUCUCAACUCUCUGCUAAACAUCGUGGAACAUGGAGCCAGCCGAGAGAUCAACGUCACCUUCUUUAGAGCCGCCUUCCUCUUCCUCUUUUACUUUAACCACGUGGAGCAUUACGCCAACAACCUCAUCGAGAAACUGUGUAAGCUCUACCUCCGCCACACCCACUUGGCCCCACAGCUCAUCAACCUUGCUGACCAGACCCAGGACAAGCUCCCUGAGUCGAGCUGGGCCGUUGGGCUCCUGAAAGCUCUCCUACAAGCCAUCACAGAGACCUCCCUCACCCAACUCAAUUUACAAGAUCUCAGCCAGCACCUUAAAAUGCUCGCUCGAAUGGCAGAAGAAGGAGAAAUCCCUCAACACAGCACCCUCCGCUUCCUCUCCAGCGUCAUCACUCAGUCCUCCGCCUCACUUUGCAUGAACGGCAACUGGCGUCUGGGAAACAGUCUCCUGGGGAUUUGUCGCCGCCUCCUCAACCACCCCAAUCUGGACUCGCUGCUCAUCCCUCUGGCCGACAUCCUCCAGCAUCUCGCUUGCAACUACGGGGACACAGAUAUCCAGGACCACGCUCGCCUUUACUACACGCUUCUGACCACGCUGUCACGGGAGAAGCUUGUCAGCGUGUUGGCGCAGGGUUUGAGGGAGGGAGGGCGGCAGGUCAAGAAGAGAACGCUGUCUUCCAUCAUGGCUGAAAGCGAGGGGCUGACGAGCACGUUAACCAUCCACCGGAUGGACAAAGCGGUCUUCAGGCUGGUUGAGGCCCAAUCAGAGCUAAACACAGAAACACACGCCACUAAAGACACCGACCAGAAUGAGACGGUGGACGGUCCUGAUGCAGCACUGACAGCCUACAGAGCCCAGUUUGAAGACCCCUGCUUUGCCUCAGACAUCACUUUGAACUACCAGCUGACUCACUUGACAACCAGUGACUCCCGCUUUGAUCAGCUCUUCAGCAUCCGCCUCCACAUCACCCUUACAGACGACCACUACGAAGAGCUGAGUGAUAUCAGCGUCCCAUGUUUGUUCAGAGAGAGGCCCACACCAAAGGUAAGGCUAAGACUGAAGCCCAGACGUCCUUAUCCCACCGUCCUCCAGGCCAGCGCUAUCUUCACCUCCCAGGACGGGCUCUCUUGGCUCACUGUCCUGCCAGACAUCCAUGUGUCGUUCCAGCAGGUUUUCAAGCCUCCACCUGUCCCCUCAACCUGGGGACGAAGCGACAAGCUGAGCCUGUUUGAAGGUUUGUGGGAUGAGGUAAACUCUCAGACUGGCGAGAAAGACCUGGUCGACUGUGCCACCAGCCUGUUCUGCUGCCAACUGAAGGAGGACGCUCUGGCUGCCUUGGUCGAGAAACACUUCCUCCCAUUCCUUCUAUCAGAUCCCGCCGAUAAAGAGGAGUUCAAAGUGCUUUUCUUCCUCCCGCCACAUUCCCAUGUGCUGCUUAAAAUCAAGUCUGAGGAAGAUGCUGUGCACUUUAAUAUAACCACAGACAGCUGGCAGCUGCUGCCUCACAUAAGUUCUUAUCUACUGACAAUCACAACCUCACAAGAUGUUCAGGAGUGACUGAAGCACCACUCUCUCGUUUUUAAUCAACAGCUGACUUUUUAACAUGAUCAAGAAGCUUUUUUUUUCAGCACUGAGAAACUCCAAUUUAAAAUCCAAUUAAUGAACCCAGUUGAUUUAAAAUAAAGAAGUUGCACUUAUAUUUGCUGCCACUGUAAUAAACACUUGUUUAAAGUUU
Xyrichtys novacula (pearly razorfish) is the source of this 6326-nucleotide messenger RNA. NCBI's taxonomy places the organism in Eukaryota, Metazoa, Chordata, Actinopteri, Labriformes, Labridae. The record is from the annotation of a GenBank genome assembly.